AUGAUAAGGCAGUGGCCACAGGUGAGUUUUGUGGAAUGAAAUCCGAACGUACAGCAAACGGAAGGAUCGGAUACACUGGAAAUGACUGUUUUGGUAGUACCAAAGACAAGUAUGGAGAAGAAGAGAGGGCACAACAGUCUUUUUAAUAUCCUCAAAUUAGGAGUAUCUGAUAUCAAAUAUCUGAGGAGAAAGAAUUCUUGUGCCAAAUCAAGAUCAAUUAGCUUAUCAGAAGGUUCUAAGAACUUUCCUUUGCUAAGGAAGACAACUCAGGAAUCGACUCCUUACGGCAAAGUCGUUGGCCAUAAUAAGAUUAGAAGAAGAAUGGAUCCCAGGAUGCAGAAGCUCCAACAGCUUAUUCAAACUAAGAAGGUGCUCAAGUUACGCAGCAGAAUUUCUCAAAGUGGCACCAUUUGAAAUAAAAGCGUGCUAAUUCCAUCUACUCCAGAUCACCAAUUUGAACUGUUUAGUAAUCAAAGAAUCAAAGCAGAGCUUGGAGGAUCCAGAAAUAUUCACAUCUUUCCUCCCAAGACUAGCUUGCGUAAGCCCAAUGAUUCCAUGACAAAACCUUGAUUUUUGAGAUCUCCAAAUUGGAAAUUAAGAAAAGGACUUCUUUACAGCAAAAAGCAGUUACAAAUCAAAGGGACUAAAUUUGACUCAAAUAUCAAGAAAUUUCGGUCUAAGUCAAGAUGCAUCUUCAAGAUGAGCAAGACUGAUUCUAUUUGGGCGGCACAUACCUAACCUAAUUUCUUAUCCACUCCUUACCCUACCCCCUCUCCACCGCAUGACCUAACUUUAAUUCCAAGAUAUCUUCCGGCUGGAAGCUUCUUUUCUGCCUGCAAAUCUUAACCUGACUUUUUCUUCCAGCUUGGGACUCCUAAAUCCUCAGACAUUGACUGACCUAAUGCAUACGUCAUUUUUAAUAAUUCAACUGU
Molecule: messenger RNA, 932 nt
Organism: Moneuplotes crassus
Lineage: Eukaryota; Ciliophora; Spirotrichea; Euplotida; Euplotidae
Source: the annotation of a GenBank genome assembly